Molecule: messenger RNA, 558 nt
Organism: Bursaphelenchus xylophilus (pine wood nematode)
Lineage: Eukaryota; Metazoa; Nematoda; Chromadorea; Rhabditida; Aphelenchoididae
Source: the annotation of a GenBank genome assembly
AUGGUGGUGUUGCAUACGAGAUCUGGGGUUGUUGUGAGGGCGAGUUCCCUUCCUCCAUUACCAGCACCUCCGGUAGGUCUAAGAUAUCCAAUUAUCUUUAUAUUCAGAUAUCUCGGUCUUUGUCGGUCCCUCAUAUAAGCACCAGUUCCUUGUAUACUCCGUACUGGCCCUCCAGUACUGCCCAGAAUCCAGUUCUUCAUCCGACUUAUUCUUACAGAUAUACCGGAUCGUUUAGUUUGGUAUAGAUAAUUAAUUGUAUUGUAAUGUUUCUUGUUUCAGUACGAUAACUAUUAUUAUCCCUACCGUCAUUACAUCCCGGACCACUAUCCCAAGCGGUAUUACCACAGUGAUCCUUAUCAAUGGACUUCUGUUUAUUCUUUUUAUCCCAGAUUUAAAUCGUAUUGGUAUGUUUUUAAUUGAUGUUUUUGAAACGUUUCCAGGUUCGACAACGACUUCUACGGUUACCCUUACUACCAUCGCUCUCGCAGCAACGACCCUUACUUCUCCAAAUAUUACAGUACUCCCGUUUACACUCCCCUUCGCUCCUAUGUCUAUUGA